This is a messenger RNA of Pseudovirgaria hyperparasitica, 1106 nucleotides long. RefSeq lists its product as uncharacterized. NCBI's taxonomy places the organism in Eukaryota, Fungi, Ascomycota, Dothideomycetes, Acrospermales, Acrospermaceae. Bases 372 to 1079 code for a protein of 235 amino acids. The record is from RefSeq and is a predicted model, not a curated record. The transcript is spliced from 2 exons.
CAACAGGAGAAGACUUGUCCUUCUCCCCAAACAGACUCGCCGCGUCCUUGCUAUCGACACGAUCGGAUCUUUGCUAUGACUAUGAUUUAAUUACCUGGCCCUCGGGCCUGAUCAAUUUGCCUUCGGAUCGAUUGUCAAACACGCCGCCUGCGAUAAGCACAAUGGCGCAACGACAACCUCCUCCUGCGACGCAUGUUUGUGCGGAGGCAGUCUUCAAAAGCACUCCAGGAUCGCCCUGCUAUCCCAGAAUGAAAGCAGGAAUCUCUCACUUCUAAAGUCUCUCUCUCUACAUUUCUAUUCUCUGACUGGCCUGGUGCCUUACUGUCUCUCUCUAUCUCUCUCUUAUUCUCUAUAUAUCAAGCAACGCAACGAUGCUUACUCUCACUCUUUUCUUCUUCUUUUUCUUCUCCUUAUUCUCCAUCUCCACGUCCCUCCCCAGCGACGCCCUAGCCACCCAAACACCAGCCUGUUGGACACAAUGCCUCCUCACCACCCAACCCGCCGAUUGCAAGAGUCCAACUCUCCUCUGUACAUCCCAAUCCAUCUGCAUCCCACAAUGCCACUGCACCAACGAAGCCACCACCACCGCCCUCCUCGCCUGCGCCCGCACAGCCUGCGGUAACGAUCCCGACAUAAAUACAACCCCUCUCCUCGCAUCCAUCGAAUCUCUCUGCAGCCCCGCAGCGUCUAAACCUCUCGCUACGACUACCCUCACUGUGCGCGUUACGCCCUCGCCUAUGCCCUUUCUGCCACCGGGUCUGAUGGCGCCUGCAUCGUUGGCUACGCCCGCGGUGGUGGUGCCUUAUACGAGCGGGAGUGGGAGUAGGAGUACAGGUGGGCGGGCUACGAUGGAGACGGGGAAUUGGAGGGCGAAUGCGACGGCGACGGGUGUGGUGGCGAGUAGUAGUGUGCGUGCGUCGGGGACGGGGUCGGCGACGACGGGUGGAAGUGGGAGUGGGAGCGGAUUCUUUGUGGAUGAGGAUAGUUUGGGGGUUAGGACGAUGGUGGACUUGUGCUGGGGGUGGCUUGGUUUGGGCGUUCUUGUUGGUGUUGUUGGGUGUGGAGUUUUGGGUGGAUAGUAGCUAGUAUGAGCUCUUGAAAUGACG